Messenger RNA from Orbicella faveolata, 1441 nucleotides. RefSeq names its product histone deacetylase 11-like. The record is from RefSeq and is a predicted model, not a curated record. NCBI's taxonomy places the organism in Eukaryota, Metazoa, Cnidaria, Anthozoa, Scleractinia, Merulinidae. Gene Ontology annotation, biological process: epigenetic regulation of gene expression. Gene Ontology annotation, molecular function: histone deacetylase activity. Gene Ontology annotation, cellular component: histone deacetylase complex.
CUGGAUGUGAAAACAAAAUGGCGGGCUAGUCUGCAUGACUCGUAUCGUUUGGUACGGAGGCGUUGGCAGGUUGCUUUAGCUUCUCGACAUGCUGUUUCUCUUGACAUAACGCACUGGCUUUCCUUUCAUCGACGAAUUAGGCGUGACAUGUCAGUUCUAAAGAAACUUACCAAAGAAGAACAAAAUGGUGCCCAGGAAUGCCAUUUGUAUGUCGAAGUGAAAGCCAAUCAGUGGCCUGUUGUGUAUUCUUCAGAUUAUAAUAUUGGUUUCUUGGGUCUGGAGAGGCUCCAUCCAUUUGAUUCAGGAAAAUGGGGAAAAGUUUUUCAAUAUCUUAAAGAUGCAAAGAUGUUGGAUCAGACAACUGUUGUAGUACCUAGAGAAACUACUGCUGAAGAUCUGUUGGUUGUACACACUCAAAGCUACUUGGACAGCCUUAGGUGGAGUGCUCGUGUUGCUAUGAUAUGUGAGGUGCCCCCUUUGGCCCUUCUUCCCAACUUUAUUGUGCAGCGCAAGGUCCUCAAGCCUAUGAGAAUUCAGACUGGGGGAUCAAUACUGGCUGCUAAACUCGCAGUUGAAAGGGGCUGGGCAAUAAAUAUUGGUGGUGGCUUCCAUCACUGUUCUGGGUCAAGAGGAGGAGGCUUCUGCGCCUAUGCAGACAUCACAUUGGCAAUCAAGUUCCUUUUCAAGCAUGUGGAAAGUGUGACAAGAGCUAUGAUUAUUGAUCUUGAUGCCCAUCAGGGAAAUGGUCAUGAAGCAGACUUUGAUGGAGAUGAACAAGUUUACAUAAUAGAUGUGUAUAAUGCCUUUAUCUACCCUGGAGAUACCAAAGUCAAAAGUGCAAUAAAGAAAAAUAUAGAGUUAAGGCAUCACACAGAUGAUGAAACAUACCUUCCACUAUUAAGAAAACACAUUCCAGAAGCAUUGAAUGACUUUAAACCUGAUAUUAUUGCAUAUAAUGCUGGGACCGAUAUUCUUAUAGGGGACCCUCUGGGUAAUUUGGCAAUCACACCUCAGGGAAUUAUUGAAAGAGAUCAGAUUGUAUUUCAAGAGGCUCGACAGAGAGGAAUUCCAAUCUUCAUGUUAACUUCUGGAGGAUACCAGAGAAGAACAGCUAGGAUCAUUGCAGACUCCAUCCUUAACUUGCAAGAACAGGGACUCGUCAGCUGCAAUUAUUCAGAAUCUGGACCUAGAGGAAACAAAGGCAAGAGUGACAACCAAACAACAUACAACACUUUUCAGCAUCAUUUGUGACGGCAGAAAAGGAUCUUUGAAUACACUGAUGAGAAGAUAUCUGCAAGGUUCCAUGUCACAUGUAAAGCAUGAUGAUCAAACUGAAUCAAUAUUACUGUAUCAAACCUACAUCUAAGAAAGACGACAAGAUGUUGUUUUUUCAGUGUGACUCAUUUUAUGGGCUUUAGAAAAUAGCUCAAAAAAAAAAAAA